CGCCCGCGGAAAUUCAAACUCUCGAGCGGUGUUGACAGGCAGAGACGUUUGAAAACUGCACAAACGUUCACACGGUUAUUUUACUAAGUUUUCUGUCUUUCAGGUGAAAAGAUUUAUGAAAAGAUGGAAAAUCAGAAGAGACCGAGAGAUCCACUGGAGGAAAACGCCUCAGCUUCUACUGAACUGGAAAAUGUGUUAAAGAAAAGGCGGUUAGCAACAGGAGAAGAGAACCUGGACCCUACAAAAUCCCCCGCCAGGACCCGCUUGAGAUUGGCAGAGCUGGAAGUGAAACCGGACACACCAGCCAUAGUCUCCAUAAGGUCCAGGGUCCAACAGCUUAGCCAGAGACGAGAUAGUGACAAUUCAGGUGGAACUGGUCUGAUCCAGCGCUGCUUGUCUGACCCUGGAUCUGAGGCCUCCACUCGCUCUAUAGCCACAGAUAUCUGUCAUAUCGGUGAGGGAGAGUUUAGCUCCCGCCAACAGCGCUUUAAACCUCCAACACCCCUGAACAGUCCAAGUCGCUCCACUCCGAGCGGGCGCAAUCUUUCUAGAUUUGUGCAUGGCAUCCAAGAGCGGCUUAACACCGCAGUUACACCCAGCAGUAAAGAGGCCUCCCGUAUCCGCCAGGCUCGCGUGGAUGAGUUACGUACCUUAAAGGUUCAGCCCGUGUCAGAGAACAUGUGGUUGAAGAGAAGUCUGUCUGAUUCAUCUCUCACUGAGGAAGAGCUCAAGGAAUCAGAAUUCAGCUCCUGUGAGGUUGACCGUCAGGUGUUGGAGGGAAGUCUGAACACAACGGCACCAUGUACUGAGGAGAUUCCCCACUUUGAACUAAGUUCAUCUGCAGAUCCUUCAACAAUGAGCACUUCUGCUCUGAUUGACAAGAUGUUUGAGGAUGUCUUGCAACAUGCAGAUGAAGAAGAUGAAAAGAAUGAAGAGGAAGAAGAUGAAAAGAAGGAAGAGGAAGAAUAUGAAAAAAAUGAAGAGGAAGAAGAGAAGAAUAAUAGAAAUUCAUCAGGAUCUGAGAGGGAAGAUGAAGACACAGUCGAAUUAAGUCCGUCCUCUGAAGACCAUAGUGAGAUAUGUGAGGAGAUUGAAGAAACUCCUGAUGGCAGUUCUACGAUGGUUGAAGAGAAGCCCCAGCCUGGUGAUGGUGGUGAUGGAGAGAUGGAGCAGAACAUAGAGAUGGUUGAAGUGAAGCUCCAGCCUGGUAAUGGAAAGAUGGAGCAGAACAUACAGAGCACCUCCAUGAGUGCGGAAGACGACUUUCUGACCCUGCCGCCCAGCUGUAUCCUCUCCCCUUUGAGCAAAUCUGUGGAGGCUGUUGUCACACCAAUGAAGAUUGAAAUCCCCGCGAAUGAGCCUUCAGUCCCACCGGUCUCGCCUGAUGAAGACGCUUUCCACACAACUGACCCGGUUCCACCUCUGUACAGCAUUGACGCCUACCGCUUACAGAGAAAGAUCCACCCUCCCUCAAACAUGACCACUGGGGUUCAGAAGCAGGUUCAUGAGAAAAUAAGCCCAAAGGAGUCCAUCAACAUCAAAGAAAGAAUUAAGGCUUUAAAUGAGGAGGCAGCCAAGUUGCAUACGGUCAUCACGCAGACGCUUCAGGCUCUAGGCUGUUGCAGUGAUGAGGAACAUGGGAAGGGUUCGCUGCAGGAGGCCGAGGCUGAGAAACUUCUUCUCGUUUCUUGUGAGAAGCGGGCAGCUUUACUGGCGGAGGUCAGCAGGUUGAGAGAGGGUGGGUCUGGAGAGCCAGGCUCCCAUAAAGCGCCUCUCCAGCCCUGCAGGGGCACCGUUAGCAUCAGCAGCAUUCAGCUGCCUCUCAAAGUGGAGUUUGUGUGCUCUGGUCGUUCAGGUCGCCCAACACACUACUUCUUUGUUCUGAUUCGUUAUGGAGCAUGUAACAUCGUGGCCACACCAUUGGCAACAGCCGCAGAUGCCCAGAACGGAGAUACCAUCACCUUUCCCACCUCUAUCACACUACAAGACAUUCGUUCCAAUUUUGAGAUUGAUGUCGAGGUGUACAGUUUGUCUAAUACUCAGAGUAAUACCUGCAGCAUUAACACUCAACAGUUUCGCAGCUCAACAAAGUCAAGGGUCACACCCAAGAAGAUACUCCACAGCAUCACAAAAUCCAGCCAGAGUGUAACACCUACUACUUUACCUGGCCUGAGCCUCCAACGCUCCAGUAACUUUAAAUUAGUGGGCUCUCACAAAGUCACACUAAAUUCACUGGGACAGAGCAAGUUUCCUCUGGAUAAGAUGAAAUUUGAAGGCAAAAUCAGACGACUCCUUGGCGAUGAGUUUCAGGAAAAGGUUCCCUUUCUUUCUCCUUUGGAGGGACACAUCUAUCUGAGGCUGCACAGUGAAGGCCACUCCAACGUCCAGCACCAGGGUUUUUUGACCAUGUUUGAGGAUGUAAGUGGUUUCGGAGCCUGGCAAAGGUUGUACUUUUGUCUUGAGGGAGGACACUUGCUGUACUGGAACCAUCCUAAUGAGAUGGGGGACAAGCCAUCAGAUGGCAGUAUCUCUCUCUUUGGCUUCAACAGUGUCAGGCCCGUGGAGAGGGAAUGUUGUGCACGGCCACACACAUUUGAAUUGGUUGAAACAAUUGCUGAGGAGCAGCAGGAGAACCAGACCUUAAAGAAAUGCUGGUUUUCAGCAGACACGCGAGAAGAAAGGGCAGACUGGAUGGAGAAGCUGAGUCAAACCAUACUGGACUUUCAAACCUGGAACAGGAAACCUGUUUCUAAUGACAACCGGGCCAGCACGUCCUGCAACAGCGGGACCUCUCGUGAGAGCAUACUGUAAAACCACACAAACCUAAAUGCCUUACAAUUACUAACACUAAGAAAGUAGAUCAGAAUAGAUCAUACGUGGCACUUUCUAAUAUGAAGAUCUUACGAGAAUAAACUGAGGAGUUAAUGCUCUUUUAUUCUCUAUUAAGCUUGUUGUUUUAAUAAUGCAUCAUAAUCUGCUUUAUUAAGAUGAUUUGGUAAAUAUACAGUAUAUGCAUUUUCUACUAUAGUGCUGCUCCUAGUAAUGCACUGUCAUUGGUUUUAGCUACAAUCCUAAUCAAACAUACCAGAACAAGAUGGAUAAGGAUGAAUUCAGAUAAAUGGGACACUUUUUGACGUAUUUUCAAUGCCUGGAAGUCUCCAUAUUAACCUUGAAAAUUACAGGCAGAUAUGCUUGAUUUGGGUUAAUGCUAAACUCUGCAGGACAGUGGCUUUCUAGAUGAAUGAUUGAACGUCCUUGUAUUACUUUAUUAGACACUAGAUUAGAUUUUUGGUUUGAUAUUACUUAUCAUUUCAUAUCUACAUGCAAAAUACUAAAUAGUAAACCAGUUUUUACAUUACAACUAUUAAUGACACUUUAAUGAUGCGUUAAGGUAAGAUGUUGAAAGAUAAGCCAUGUAGGCUGACUAGAUUUGCAUGUUUACGAAGUUAUUCUGUUAAGGGGCUGUUUUGAAUGUUCAUUUAUUCGCCUUUUUCAGACAUUUAUUAUUUCACUGUGAUUACGUGAAGGUAUUGCAUUUAAUGCAAUAAUUUUGAAACGAGGAUUUGUUUAAACUUAUUCUCGUGUGUAAGGGUUAAAUGAAUAGUUUACUUCAUGAUUAGAAAAGCACUACUAGGCUAAAAUGUGUUAUUUUUAUUACUUUUCAUUUACUUUGGGAACACUUUAUACUGCAGACUUUAUCUAGAAGGGAAAAUCGUUUUAAUUUGUAUAUACAGUGAAAUAUGUCAUAUAUAGUAUUGCUUAGUCAUUUUGGGAGAAGGAUUUCAUAUCUCUCCAUGAGUAUUGAUAAUUAUAUACUUUAAGCAGAAAGGAUUUUGGGAGUACCUAGCCAUGCAUUAUAUUUGCGGAGUACACUUUCAUUGGGAGGCAGUUUUGACCAACAGUGAUAAUGUGUUUUACUGUUGGUUCAAACUCGGAUAUGAUUGUAAUCUGGGGUUCUUGGAUGAGAAUCUGGAAUGUGCCAAAAAACACUACAGAGCUUUAUAGCUUUAAUUUCCAUAUACUGUAGUAGUUAACCGUGCAUAUCAUUUAUUUUUCUGUCUGUGUAUUGGAGAGGGAUGCAUGAUCGUGCAACCUAUUGGAGAAGCUUUAUUGGAGGCUUCAUUAGAUUAUAUUUGUUUUUCUUCAUACUUCAUAAGUGUGUCCCAUCUCUCCAGACACUUUGUUAUGUGCUGUGUUUGUCCCAUAUAUGUGUUUUUCCCAAGGCUCUCAUAUUCUAUUGCUGUGUUAAACUCCUGGUAAAGGUACUAUAAAAUAAAUAUGGCUAUUAAG
Messenger RNA from Paramisgurnus dabryanus, 4290 nucleotides. RefSeq names its product anillin, actin binding protein 2 (gene anln2). Gene Ontology annotation, biological process: mitotic cytokinesis; septin ring organization; actomyosin contractile ring assembly. Gene Ontology annotation, cellular component: actomyosin contractile ring. The record is from RefSeq and is a predicted model, not a curated record. NCBI's taxonomy places the organism in Eukaryota, Metazoa, Chordata, Actinopteri, Cypriniformes, Cobitidae.